Solanum tuberosum (potato) is the source of this 788-nucleotide messenger RNA. Its product is annotated as remorin. The transcript is spliced from 4 exons. Lineage: Eukaryota; Viridiplantae; Streptophyta; Magnoliopsida; Solanales; Solanaceae. Bases 119 to 709 code for a protein of 196 amino acids. The record is from RefSeq and is a predicted model, not a curated record.
UACUAGUCCUGUCUAAGCUAAAAAUGCACAUAGACAAGAUUUAAUAGUAGCUAAGUUUUCGUCACCAGGCACCAGGCACCGGAACAGGAACCUGCAGUAAUACUAAUUGUUUAGCCAGAUGAAAAGGAACAUUUAUGACUUGGGUGAUGGAGAAUUUGCAGCAGCAAUUGCUGCUACCGCGUUUGCUAUAUGUUCCCUUGAGGAAAAUGCUGGCUCUCAAUAUCAGACAAAAACAAAAAGACCUGUUAUUAUGCCAGCAGAAGCAGCUCCAAUGAGAAGGACAUCCACGAUGAAUCGUAAAACUUCAGCAGAAAUAGUGACCAUAACUCCUGCUGCUAAUGAUAAAAUGCAAAAGGGGAUUUCAAGAGUUAGCAGAAAUGCUGAAAACAAAGCUGAUGCUUGGGAGAAAGCUCAGAUAGCCAAAAUAAGAAAGCGACAUGAUGAACUUCUUUCUGCGCUUCUUGCUUGGGAGAACGAAAAGAAGAUGAUGGCAAAACAACAAAUGGAAAGGAGAAAGAGUCAAGUGGAGCUUGCUUUGAAAAGGAACUUGCAGCAUUACAAAAACAAACUAGCGAGGAUUGAUCAUAUCGCCAAAGGAGCAAGAACACAAGCAGAAGAGAAAAGAAGUUAUGAAGAAACCACAGUGAAAGAGAAAUCAAAUAAGAUUAGAUCAACAAGGACUGGACCUGUUACAUGUUACUGCUUCUAACUGUAAAAAAAGUGUACUACACCGGAAAAUGAAUCCUCUAGUACUCUAUUUACACAAGAAUUGUACUCAACUCAUUGAU